AUUACUUCCGGAACGAAAUGAAAAUAAACAAUCACACGAAUUUGAUUUCCGCGUAAAAGUAAAAGAUGGGAUGUUUAAAUACAGAUGACACUUUUAUCAGUCCAUGUGUAAAAUACACAUUAUUUUUCUGGAAUUUCUUAUGUUGGAUGAUAGGUGGUGUUUUUAUAGGAGCAGGAAUAUGGGCUUUCAUAGAAAAGAAUAAAUAUCAUGGAAUAACAAGUCUGGAUGAUGCCUUAGAAAACGUUUCUUUUGCUUUUGUAGCGUUAAUUCUAAUCGGAAUAACAAUAUUCAUAGUAUCCUUGUGUGGUUGUAUCGGUGCCUUAAGAGAAAAUGUUUUGCUUUUAAAAAUUUAUUAUUAUAUUAUGAUCAUCAUAUUUUUGUUCUUGAUUGGCCUUGCUGUAGCUACAUUUGUUUUGAAAGACAAAGUAAAUGAUUUCCUGAAACACCAAGUACUGAAAGACAGUUUGAUUACUAAAUACCAGGAUGAUAGAGAUGAUCAGGCAGUCAUUGACUGGGUUCAAGAAAAGCUUGAAUGCUGUGGAGUAGAGUCAUACAAAGAUUGGAAUAAAAAUCAAUAUUACAACUGCUCCAGUUCAUUGCUGACUAAUUCACUCCGCUGCAGUGUACCACACUCAUGUUGCAGAGUACAAGAUACUUAUAAGUCUGGUAUGACUAAUAUUUUGUGUGGAAGAAAUGUCUUGAAUUCAGCAGGAGAUCUUUCACUGAUAUACACUCAGGGAUGUGUGGACGCCAUUUUAUCUCUGGUCUUUUCUCCCAACAAUUUACCAAUAGUUGGAGGUGUAUGUAUUGGAAUUCUUCUGCCAAUGAUUUUUGGAAUAUGCUUAUCAAGAGCAUUGGAAGGGCAGAUUAUGGAUCAAAAAGCCAGAUGGAAUUUACCCAACUAAUUAGUUGGAAUAUUCCUAGCAAGAAUGCUUGAAGGACAGAUACUGGACCAGAAGGAAAGAUGGAUAAGAUAUCAGGGAUAGGAAGUUACACUGGUUCAUUUAUUGAAAAGGAGUUUGAAUUAUAAUUUGUUAUCAUAUAUCACAUUUUAUACGUUAUUUGUUUAUAUAUAUCAUUUGUAUAUUGUAUUUGUAGUUAUAAGAUUUUUGUCAUCUGUCAUUUCCUGUGACAAAACAAAAUGUGCCUGUCAUGAACUUGCCAAAUGAUAUUAAGAAGUGAAUCUUGCCAGAUAAGUUUUGACUCUGCAUAAAUUAUAAAUUUGUGUGGAAUUUUUUACAAAACAAAACUCAAAAGUAUUGUAUUAUAUAAAUUUGAUGGAUGAUAAGUCUUGAAAAGGCUAUAAAUUGUAAUAGUGGUCUAUAUAAAAUUAUGACCAUGACCCUGAAAAGUUGAUUAUUAAUUGUUAUCAUUAUUAGUUAUUGGUUAAUCAAAGACUAUUGUGAUGUUUGAUGGCAUUUUUGGAACUUACCAAUCCAGCAAUCUUGGACAUAUGGUUUGUGAGUUGCUCCAAUGGUAUUGUCUUCUUCAAAUUGUGGGAUUUGAUGGUACAAGUGAAUAUGAGUCUCCAUGUCAUAGUGACUUUGAUUUAAUCAUGUAAAUACUUAUUAUACAUCAGUACAGGAAUUGGUGCGUAUGUACUGCAAAGUCUGCUCAAUUGCUUUUCUUUAAUUCUAUUUACAUUUUACUCAACUUCUAAUGUAAGAAAAUAUGAAGAAUUUGAGUUAGAAUUAUGUUGUGUUGUUCAGAGUAAGUUAUUUUUAUGUUUGCUUGUAAUCUACUUCCUGUUUGAUGAUACUUGAUAAUACUUUAUUUUUUUAUGUACACUGACUGGGUAACUAUUUUUACUUGUUACACUUUUUUCAGCUUCUAGUCUUUUACAUUGCAUUAAGGAAUCUUAAGAUAUUUGGUCAGGAACUUCCCAUUAUUGAGUUAAACUUUUGUAAGUGAUUUUCAGACCUGCCAGACAGGCACUUUUUCCUAAAAACUUUAUCUUAAUUUGUUUAUAUAUUUAAUUCCUGUUGUUUUUUAUAAGUCUCAAAUUUAUUUUCCAUUGAAUUGAAUACAUUCUUAUUUAUUUUUACACAUUUUAUAUAUAUUUGAUAUACUAUAUAAGUAGUCAUUUCUGCACAAUACUAGUCUUGUAUAUUAGUCAUGUUCAUAGAUUUAUUAUACCUUGUGUUAUCUGUUUAAUCUAAAUGUAUAUUGGUGAGGGGUAUAAAGGAGGGUAUCUGCAAGAAAGAACACAAAAUAAAAUUGCCAUUUCAAGAUGAAUGAACAAUUAAAUUUCUUGCAUGUUGAUCUUUUAACCUAUUUCAUGAAAUACGGUGAAUAACAAACCUUUUUGAAGGCUGCACGUGAAAUAAAAAUGUCAAAACACUUUGCACCUGCACGAAAUAACCCUUUACCAUUCUCAUUGGUAGGAAAGAUUCCUUAAAAGAGAUUUUAGAAAAUUUUAAAAUUUAGUUGUUUUUUUUUUAACGCAUAAAAUGUGGUAACUGUCUUACAUUUAACAAAUCAUAAUUAAUUGAAUGAUAAGGGGGAAAGAAGUGCCUUAUAAGUGCGUCUGGCACAAAUAUAAAAUUUAACUUGUGGUAUCUAUAAUAAGUUAAUUUAUAUGUUUUUAGCAUCCAAUAUGAAGAGUCAAAUAAUUUAACUGUGUUUUUUUCCUUCAAUUAUUAUGCUUCGGAUGUUUGUUCUUUAAUUCAUCACAGGAAUUUUUCUAUUGGUAGAAUUUCUAUGAUUAUAGCUCAUAUAGAAUAGAAGAGGCGCAUUAUGUUUGUUUGUGUCUGUGCGUCUGUUUGUCGUUCUGUCCCUCCCUUUUCAGAUUAAAAAAAUUCCAAUUAACAUUCCACAACAAUUUUUUUUCUCUAUUUUAAGGGUUUAAACUGGUUUGAACCAUUUAAAUGUUCUUUUUUGACGUGCAACAAAUUGUUUAAAUUGUUGCAUGUGAUUUCAUUCUGAAUCUUUUCAGAACACUGCACACAAAGUUUUGAAUUGAAUUAUUACAGAAUUGGGUGUUACCAUAUACAUGUAUUAAGGAUUUCUUAGUACUAUACAUUUCUUUACUUUUUAAAAUGCUUAGGAAAUUUUGCAACAUGAAACUUGAAUAUUUUAGAAUCUCAGGUUGCUAAAUAUCAAAUUCAAUGUGGUAUUGUGGUAGAAGUGUUAUAUAUUUAUUGCAAACAUUUUUCUUAAAUAUUAAUGAAUAUCACUGUAUAGAUGUACUGCUGACAGAUUUACCAAGCUGAGAUUAAUGUACAUACCUACACAAUACAUCACAUUGAAGUUAAGUGUUUUUUUAAAGGAAGUUUCAAACUUUUAUUCAUUCCUUAUGUGUUGUCUUUAGUGCCAUUUUUAUUUUAUCUUUAUUGUAAAUCUCAGUUUUUGUAUAGCGUUUAUAUGUAACAUAUCUUCAUUUUUUGAAAGAGAAAUAUAAAGGUGCAGGAUUAUCUUAUUCUUUAUCAUAAAUGAUAAAAUGUUUUUCCCCCCAUCUUCUCAGAGAGUUAUGAUCCUUUUGCCCAUAGAUUUGCAUCAAUUUAGCAUUUUUAAUAAAUAUUUAAUAUGCUUGUUAUAUUUGCCACUGGACAUUAGGCAAAAGGCUAAAAAUCAGAUAUGUUUUAACUAUAUAUUGAGUUUAUAUAAUGACAAAAUUUGGCUUUAUUUUGUCAGUUAUUUCACGAGGAAUAAAACACACAUUUUUUUUCAAUAAGAAACAUUGAAGGGUACCAAGCAUAAAUAUACAUGUGACAUAAAUAUUUACUUCUUUUGCCAAAUUUUUCUAGUCUUUUGAAAGUCUUCCAUUGUGUUUUAUACUUUUACAUAUUUUUUGUGUAAAAAGUGCAAUUUAAAAAAAAUAUUCAACAACAUAAGAAUUACGUAUUGCCUUGUAACAAGAAUUUCUAAAAGCCACAAGUUCUCAAAGAAAAAACCACACACAAACAUAUUUCCAGAAUCAGCAAUAAUUGGUCUCCAAAAAAGGAAUUAAUCUUGAUUUAUACUUUAUAAUAUAUAAAUUUGCACACCUUUAGAUUAAAUUCUGUUUUUGAGACUAAACAAAUAUUUUGAUAUUUUUUUCCCAAACUUUUUAUCCUAAGAGUUUGUACAGUAGAAUAUACAUAGGUGGUACAGUUAUUUACAGAUACUUCCUUAAAUACUCAUUUUCUGAGAUUUUUAUAUUGAUCUGUAGUUGAGACAUUUAGAUGUAAGUUUUUUUUUAUUGAAAUGUUAAUUUAAAUGUACUUGAUAAUUUUAAUAUUCCUGUCUGUUUAUUAUUUUUAAAAUAAGCUACAUAUAUAUAUAUAUAUAUAUAAUGUAAUUAAUUUAUACUACAAAAAUUUGGACCAAUGUUAUGUCAUUUUUUUGUCAUUUACAUAAAAUUAACUUUGUCAUUUAAAUAUUCAAGUUUAAUAAGAGAAAAAUAUAUUUUCAGUAUUGAUAUUGUAUUGAAGAAAUAAGUGUCUGGAUGGUAGGUUCUUCAUUUCUGUUUAUUUUGAUAAUGUUGUUCAUUUUUCUUUAUAACUUUUCCCCAUUAUUCUCUAUUCUUUACAUUUUGGCACUCUAUUAUUCUCUAAGCUUUUUGGUUUUUUUCUGUACAUUUGACACAUUUUUUUUUGUAUUCUGUAAACCCCAUCCAGACCCUCACAAUCAUGUUGGCCUAAUAUUUCUUACUGUUUUUAAGUCAUUGGGCUGCUGUCUCAUUGAACUAUUAUUAUACCUCAUAAUCUUAACAGUAUUGUUAAGAUCAAUAUUUUUAGAAAGAAAAUGUCAUUUGUUUUUUGUCUUACUGUACAAUACUUAUUACUAAAAAAGAAUCUCAAACCCAUCUACAUAUAUAUAAAAUAUCAAAAAUAUAAACUCCAGAAUCUGCACAAUGUAAAAUAACAUAUCUCAAAUAUUAUGUUCAUCAUAUAAAUUUACUGAUUAGUAUAGAUUUCAAUUUUCAAGAUAAAAAAAGAACAAAUUCUCUGUCUGAGAACUAUUCAAUGAACUUAAUUUAUUUAAAUCACACCCCCUUCCCCAAUAAAUAACAUUUUAUGUCAGAAAGAAACCAACAAAGAUACAAAAUACAAUUGAAUGAAAUCAACCUUAGAAUUGUUGAACAGUUUGUAUAAAAGAUAUUACUCUUUUUAGAGCUUGUUACAUUUUUGGCAAUGUAAGUUUUUUCAUGUUUAUAUAUUGUUACAAUUUGUAAUCUACAUUUAAAACAGAGGAGAAUAUUUUUAGAAAAAUAAAAUGGUUUUUUGGUA
Mytilus trossulus (common blue mussel) is the source of this 5210-nucleotide messenger RNA. Its product is annotated as tetraspanin-33-like. The record is from RefSeq and is a predicted model, not a curated record. Lineage: Eukaryota; Metazoa; Mollusca; Bivalvia; Mytilida; Mytilidae. The coding region runs from base 66 to 905 and encodes 279 amino acids. Gene Ontology annotation, cellular component: plasma membrane. The transcript has 8 exons.